This is a messenger RNA of Schistocerca piceifrons (Central American locust), 1332 nucleotides long. Its product is annotated as integrin alpha-PS3-like. The transcript has 13 exons. NCBI's taxonomy places the organism in Eukaryota, Metazoa, Arthropoda, Insecta, Orthoptera, Acrididae. The record is from RefSeq and is a predicted model, not a curated record. Gene Ontology annotation, molecular function: integrin binding. Gene Ontology annotation, biological process: cell-matrix adhesion; cell-cell adhesion; integrin-mediated signaling pathway. Gene Ontology annotation, cellular component: external side of plasma membrane; integrin complex. The coding region runs from base 1 to 1332 and encodes 443 amino acids.
AUGUGUCCAUCGGCGUCGAAGCUGCUUAGAGUGUGGUUGGUGGUGUCGGCGCCACGGUAUGGUGGCACGGGCGCUGUCUUCGCGUGCUCAUUGGAAGACCUUCAGUGCAACCCCAUCGUCAUUUCUAAUCUCACAGUUGAGCAGGAACGGGACAUUCUGAAAGACGACGCUUGGAUUGGCAGUGCCGUGGAUGUUCAACGGUCCGGGAAAGGAAUUGUGGUGUGCGGCAGCCUGCUGUCGAGCAACCACUCGCACAACAACCGCUGGGUGAACGGCGGCUGCUACUGGAAGCCCGACGCGGACGCCGAACGCGCAGACCUGCUCGUGCCGCUCACGGAUGGUGAUCACCUUGGACACAGUGUGUCUGGGAGUUCUACUCACGCCUAUUACGCCAAUGGUCAAGCGGGCGUUUCUGUACUCAUUACGCAGGAAGGACAAGAACUAGUUAUAGGUGCUCCAGGAUUCGACUUGUCUGUAGGAACCAUUCUGCGGUACCGUAUAGAUGAGAAUGGCAACCUAGACGAUGGAAUAAUUGCAGGAAUUCAACCUUGUCAAGAGAAAGGAAUACUGGGCAACGAAUAUGGAGGGUAUGCGGUGGCAUCUGGCAGAUUCAUGUGCGGCUCCUCCAUUGUCUACGCUGUGGGAGCUCCACGAGCAGCCAUGUAUAGGGGACAGGUGUGGCUGGCGGCAGAGGGCCCGCUGGACGUGGAGACGGGCGUGUCGUACUCGCGCCUGGCGGGUCCCAACCUGCGUUCACCGGCGGUGACGCUGGAGGGGGACGGCGCACCGCGCUCCCAGUUUGGCACGUCUGUCGCCGCUGUGGGAGACAUCGAUGGCGACGGCUUCCAAGACGUGGCGGUGGGUGCGCCGUACGGCGAUCAGGGCGGCAGCGUGUUCGUGUACCUGGGCAGCGGCGACGCUCGGCGCAUGGGCCGUCUCCUGGGCCCGCAGAGGCUGCCCAGCUCCGGCCACCCGGCGGCCACACAGCCCGGCUUCGGCAUCAGCGUCGCUGGCGGCGUCGACGUCGACGGGAACGGCUAUGUCGACGUGGUGGUCGGCUCGUACAUGGAGGGCCGCGCUCGGGUGUUCCUGGCGAGGCCUACCGUCUCGCUGGUGGCCUCGGUGACAGGCCCAGAGUCGCUGAGGCUGGCCGAUCGCCGCACAAACAUCACCGCCUGCCUCACGUACACCAGCCACAGGUUCCAGGACGAUGUUGAAGCGACAAUGGUGUUCAGUGGCGACGGAUCAGCAGAUAGUCGACCAGUAACUAUAUCAAAAGGAAAGACCCAUUGUGAAAACGUCACAUGGACUAUAAAGGCAAGUACAUUCUAG